GAGGAGGGUUCCCCUUUCUCCGAAUCCUCGCCAGCAUGUGUUGUUGUCUGUCUUUUGGAUGGUGGCAAUCCUUACUGGUGUGAGGUGAUAUCUCAUUGUGGUUUUAAUUUGCAUUUCUCUGAUGACUAGCAAUGUGGAGCAUCUUUUCACGUGUCUGUUGGCCAUCUGAAUUUCUUAUUUGGAGAACUGUCUGUUCAGCUCCUCUGCCCAUUUUUUAAUUGGAUUAUUUGCUUUUUGUUUGUUGAGGUGUGUGAGCUCUUUAUACAUUGUUGAUGUCAACCCUUUAUUAGAUCUGUCAUUUAUGAAUAUAUUCUCCCAUUCUAUAGGAUGCCUUUUUGUUCUAUUGAUGGUGUCUUUCCCUGUACAGAAGCUUUUCAGCUUGAUAUAGUCCUAUUUGUUCAUUUUUGCUUUCGUUUCCCUUGCUGGGGGAGAUACGUUCAUGAAGAAGUCACUCAUGUUCAUGUCCAAGAGAUUUUUGCUUAUGUUUAUUCUAAGAGUUUUAUGGUUUCAUGGCUUACAUGCAGGUCUUUGAUCCAUUUCAAAUAUACUUUUGUGUAUAGGGUUAGACAAUGAUCCUCAUUUCCUCCUCUUUUGCAGCCACCACCUCGGACUUUGGAGCUACGACCCAGACCAACAGCAGCGGUGGCAGCACACCCUCAUCACACGUCACAUCUGGGGUGUCAGCAGGCCCCGCUGCCAGUGGGGACUUUGGGAUGAGCAUGUCAGCCCCCCACAGCAGCUCCACCACUAGUGCAUUCAACUUUGUGGCAGGACGGAGUGGGAGAACUGGUGGCACGGCCCAUUUCUGGGGAUGCCUGAGUGAGAACUCCCUUGGUGCAGCUGGCCAGAGCACACUGUUUGCCAUCUACGUGGCCAGCACACCUCAGAACACGUCUGUGCUUGCAGCCAUCACCUCGGCCUUUGCAGCUAUGACUCUGACCACCAGCAGUGGGAGCAGUAGGUCAGUGGUUGGCAGCACUACUUUAUCGCCGAUCACGUCCAGGGUGUCAGCAGGUCCCGCUGGCAGUGGGGGUUUUGUGAUCAGCAUGGCUGCCCCCGACAGCAACUCCACCACUGGGUCAUUCGGAUUUGGGUCAGGAUGGAGUCAGAGAACUGGUCUCAAGAACCCUUUCUGGGGCGCCUUGAAUCAGAACUCCCUGGGUGCAGCUGGCCAGAGCACACCCUCUCCCAUCCACGUGGCCAGCACACCUCAGGACACAUCUGGGAUUGCAGCCAUCACCUUGGGCUUUGGAGCUAUGACCCAGACCACCAGCAGUGGGACCAGUAAUUCAGUGUUUGGCAGCACUACCUCAUCGCCCUUCAUGUCUGGUGUGUCAGCGGGCCCUUCUCACAGUGGGGGCUUUGGGUUGAGCGUGGCUGCCCCCCACAGCAGCUCCACCACUGGGGCGUUCGGCUUUGGGGAGGACAGAGUGGGAGCACUGGUGGCACGACCCCUUUCUGGGGUGGCUUGAUUAAGAACUCUCUGGGUGCAGCUGGCCAGAGCACACCCUUUGCCUUCCAUGUGGCCAGCAUGCCUCAGAACACGUCUGUGUUUGCACAUCAGAUUUAGAAUGGGCUCGGUGCCGGAGUCCAGCUCCAGCUGACAUGUGGGUCACGAAGGAAAGAACAGCGUCAGCGAGUGAGAUCAAUGAGGAGACGAAACACCCAAUUAAAGUUGUAACAUCUCCUGACAUCAAGCAGCAGGGUCUUUAUUUUUGUAUCUACGGUUUACAUAAUGUUGAACAUUUUUUAAAAUUAUGAAUAAUACAAUCCUUUUUCUGUCAGUUUACAUAAUUUCAGCUUAUUACCCUUAAUUAAAUAUCAUUAUUUCUUCUAAUAGUAGCCAUUUAACAUUUAAUUUUUAACUUUCCCCUAGUCUAUUGUGAUUAGUAAUUCAUGUAAGCUACAUGCUAGGUGCUAAACAGAAAAUGGCGUAAGACAGCAUGUGGGUUAAGCGUGUGGGCUAUGAUUUUUACUUUAAGUGUGUAAGAUUAUAUAGACUUUUAGAUAUGUGUCUAAGGUAUGCGUCUAAGGCUAUAUAAAGUUAAACAGGUUAUAUAAAAUGCAAGCUAUAUGUCUUUUGGUUAUUAAGUGUAGCUAUAUUAUUAAUUAAAUCCUAUCCAACACAUGUGGGUUGAAACUUACAUCUAAAAUCUAGGGAUAGUACUCCUAUCACCCAUUCCUUAACAUUCCUAUGAUAAUAAUGUAAAGUUAUGCUCUUUAUAAUCUGGCACCAGCAGUUCUCAAAGUGGCCUGUGAACCCUGGGGAACUCCAUGACACUUUCAAGGGACACACUGAGGUCAAAAUCAUUCUCACCAAAUUCUAUGGUGUUACUCUCCCUUUUCACUCUCACUCUCUCAAGACUAGGAGUGGAGUUUACUAAUAGGUGUGACAGUUCAACAAAUUAGAUACAGAAGCAGGUAAGAAUCCAGCUGUCUUCGAUUAAGGCAGGCACUGAAGAGAUUCCCAAGUAUGGAAGGAUGCCACUCUUCUUACUAAAUUGGUUUUGGUACACAUGGCUAUUUUUCAACAAAAAUGCCUUCAUAUUUAUUUUUAACUGAAUUUAUAAGUAUUUUUUAAAUGUCUCAGUUUUAAUUUCCCAUACAGUAAAUGCCAUUUAUAUAUAUAGCUGACAGAAAGAAAAGCUCUUUGGGUCAGCUUGAGAACCAUAGGAGCAGAAAUUAAAUUUUAAUACAGUAUUUAUUCUGAGUCAUAUCUACAUGUACAUUAUUUUAAAUAAGAAGAUACUGGCUUGGGGUUGGAGAGAGAGGGAAAUGAUCCAAUUUCCUCAGGUAACUGAGUUUUUGUACAAAAAGCAAACUUCAAGCUUCAGCACAAAUAAUCCAAUCCAUCAAUGAACUAAAUCAUAGA
This is a messenger RNA of Manis pentadactyla (Chinese pangolin), 2872 nucleotides long. RefSeq names its product putative nuclear envelope pore membrane protein POM 121B. The record is from RefSeq and is a predicted model, not a curated record. The transcript is spliced from 3 exons. The coding region runs from base 570 to 1472 and encodes 300 amino acids. NCBI's taxonomy places the organism in Eukaryota, Metazoa, Chordata, Mammalia, Pholidota, Manidae.